CGAAUGUUUUUUCUAUCUGUUCUUACAGGAAAUAUGAAGAUUAACGCAACUACCAAAAUGGCCACCCCGAUUGAAGAGAAAUUCGAUCAAAAUCUUAAGACGCGCACCGGGAUGGUGAUGAUCAGCGAUGGCAAAAGCAAACCAGAGCUGGCCCGGUUGCAUCUUUCGAUGGAAAUGAUCACCAUUCAGAAACAGGACACAUCCACUCCGGCUCCGACGCCAACCAGCACCAGUCAUCCACCAAUAGAGUCUAAGGAACGUAUGGUACAAAUCACACGACAGAAAGUCGGUGGCCUAGGAUUAAGCAUAAAGGGAGGAGCCGAACACAAGCUUCCAAUACUGAUAUCCCGGAUCUACAAGGACCAGGCUGCUGAUGCGACGGGUCAGCUGUUUGUGGGCGAUGCCAUCAUCAAGGUAAAUAUUUCUGUAUUUGUCGUAUGAUAAUUGAAUUAGAGGCUUUGAGUAUUGCAAUAAAA
Messenger RNA from Aedes albopictus (Asian tiger mosquito), 476 nucleotides. Its product is annotated as gamma-1-syntrophin-like. Gene Ontology annotation, molecular function: structural molecule activity; protein binding. The coding region runs from base 4 to 441 and encodes 145 amino acids. Gene Ontology annotation, cellular component: dystrophin-associated glycoprotein complex; intracellular anatomical structure. The record is from RefSeq and is a predicted model, not a curated record. Lineage: Eukaryota; Metazoa; Arthropoda; Insecta; Diptera; Culicidae. The transcript is spliced from 3 exons.